This is a messenger RNA of Gordionus sp. m RMFG-2023, 2948 nucleotides long. RefSeq names its product ribonucleoside-diphosphate reductase large subunit-like. Gene Ontology annotation, biological process: deoxyribonucleotide biosynthetic process; DNA replication. The coding region runs from base 107 to 2659 and encodes 850 amino acids. Gene Ontology annotation, molecular function: ribonucleoside-diphosphate reductase activity, thioredoxin disulfide as acceptor; ATP binding. Gene Ontology annotation, cellular component: ribonucleoside-diphosphate reductase complex. NCBI's taxonomy places the organism in Eukaryota, Metazoa, Nematomorpha, Gordioida, Chordodea, Parachordodidae. The transcript has 16 exons. The record is from RefSeq and is a predicted model, not a curated record.
ACUAUUUUUAAUUAUAAUAUAACAUUAUGAUUCUCAAAUCAAAUGAUUGAAUGUUAAUUAUAAAACCUGCUGACUUGAUAGAUAGGAACCCGCCAAAUUUUUUAAAAUGUUUGUUGUAAAAAGAAAUGGAACUCAACAAAGCGUUAUGUUUGAUAAGAUAACCUCAAGGAUCACAAAAUUGUGUUAUGGGUUGAAUAUGAAUUAUGUGUUGCCACCCUUGAUAACUCAAAAGGUUGUUAAUGGACUCUAUCCAGGUGUUACAACUAUUGAAUUAGACAAUUUAGCAGCUGAAACUGCUGCUACUAUGACAACCAAGCACCCUGAUUAUGCCAUAUUAGCUGCAAGAAUAGCCAUAUCUAAUCUUCAUAAAGAAACAAAAAAAAGCUUUUCACAAAGUAUUAGUGAUUUGUACAACUAUGUUAACCACAAAAAUGGAUUGCAUUCACCCAUGGUUUCAUAUCAAACCUUUCAGAUAGUAAUGGAAAAUGCAGAAAUUUUGGAUUCAGCCAUUGUUUAUGAAAGGGAUUAUACAUACAAUUACUUCGGAUUUAAAACCCUGGAAAGAUCCUACUUGCUGAAGAUAGACGGUAAAGUAGCUGAAAGGCCCCAGCAUUUGCUCAUGAGGGUUUCUGUUGGGAUCCACGGGAAAAAUAUAGAUUUGGCCCUGCAAACCUACGAGCUCAUGUCCACCAAGUAUUUCAUACACGCCUCACCUACUCUCUUCAAUUCGGGUACCUGUAGACCUCAAUUAUCUAGCUGCUUCUUGCUAACCAUGAAAGAGGAUUCGAUAGAAGGAAUAUACACCACUUUGAAGCAAUGCGCUCUUAUAAGCAAAUCCGCUGGUGGAAUAGGCCUAAACGUGCAUUGCAUCAGAGCUUCCGGUAGCUAUAUAGCUGGAACGAAUGGUAAUUCCAAUGGACUUCUCCCAAUGCUUAGAGUCUAUAAUAAUACGGCACGAUACGUGGACCAAGGAGGGAAUAAGAGACCUGGAGCCUUUGCUAUAUACCUGGAGCCUUGGCAUGCCGACGUUUUCGAGUUUCUGAAUUGCAAGAAAAACACUGGUAAGGAGGAAAGUAGGGCUCGAGAUCUGUUUUACGCCCUUUGGAUACCCGACCUCUUUAUGGAGCGGGUUCAGUCCGACGGCCAAUGGAGUCUCAUGUGUCCUCACGAUUGUCCAGGCCUUUGCGAGGUCUGGGGAAAUGAAUUCGCCGAGCUUUAUACUAAGUACGAAAAAGCAGGUAAAGUCCGCCGAACCAUCAGAGCCCAAGAGCUUUGGUACGCCAUCAUUGAGAGCCAGACCGAGACCGGAACUCCGUAUAUGCUCUAUAAGGAUGCUUGCAAUUCUAAAUCCAAUCAACAAAAUAUCGGUACCAUCAAAUGUUCAAACCUUUGCACAGAGAUUGUGGAAUACUCCUCACCCGAUGAGGUGGCUGUAUGCAAUCUGGCUUCCCUAGCCGUCAAUAAUUAUGUGGAAUGGGAUGCUAACAAAAAGCCUUUCUUCAAUUUCCCCAAACUUCAGGAGGUGACGAAAAUCGUGACUGCUAACCUGGAUAAGAUCAUAGAUAUCAAUUAUUACCCCGUGCCAGAGGCUGAAAGAUCUAACAAACUUCAUAGGCCGCUGGGUAUAGGGGUGCAAGGACUUGCUGACGCGUUCAUUCUAAUGAGAUAUCCCUUUGAUAGCCCCGAAGCUAAAGAACUCAAUAUCCAGAUAUUUCAAUGUAUUUACCAUUCGGCUUUGACUGCCAGCUGCCAACUGGCCCAGAAAUUAGGGAUUUAUUCAUCUUACGAAGGAAGCCCAGUCUCUAAAGGGAUGCUUCAAUACGACAUGUGGCCUGGCGUGAAACCUGCGAACACCGAGCAUUGGAAUUGGGACACUCUUAAGGCCGAAAUAGCCGAACACGGGAUAAGGAAUUCUCUGCUUUUGGCUCCUAUGCCCACUGCAUCUACCGCUCAAAUCCUGGGGAAUAAUGAAAGUAUCGAACCUUACACCACCAACAUAUACACCAGGAGAGUUCUCUCUGGAGAAUUUCAAAUAGUCAAUCAUCAUUUGUUGAAAGAUCUGACGGAUUUGGGCCUUUGGAACGACGAUAUGAAGAACCAAAUGAUAGGUAGUAUGGGAUCUAUACAAAAGAUAGGCUCUAUCCCACCAAAUAUUAAAGCUUUAUACAAAACAGUUUGGGAAAUAUCUCAGCGAGUUAUUAUUGAUAUGGCAGCUGACAGGGCUCCGUAUAUUGAUCAGAGCCAAUCACUUAACUUGCACAUUGCUCAACCCACUUACGCUAAGCUUACGUCCAUGCAUUUUUACGCCUGGAAAAAGGGCCUAAAAACCGGGAUGUAUUACCUCAGAACCAAACCUGCAGCCAACGCUAUUCAAUUCACUCUUGACAAAACAAAACUCGCUAAGAGUAUCGCAAAUAAUGGGGUCGUCGAUACGGAAAUAAAUGAAAAUGAUACCCAAUCAAAUUCCGAAGAAAAUGAAGAAAGCUUGGACAACAUAUCAGCCGACUCUCAAAACGUCGAAUUUAAAAGGAAUCACGACACUUUGCUCAAACAAAAUGGCCGACCUGAGCUGGAUGACGAAAAUUUAUCGGAGCACGAAAAGGCGAAAUUAUUAUGUUCCCUCAAAGACAAGGAGGCCUGUUUAAUGUGCAGUGGAUGAAAUAAAAGAAAUUAAUAUAUCCCUUCAUAUUUUUUUUUAUAAUUUUAAAAAAAAAAAAUGUUUGUAAUUAUUUAGAAACUUAUAUUAUAUGCACCAGUGACAUAAUUUGUAUAUUAACCACCUAUAACUAGCGUUGUUAAACAUUGAUUUUGGCCAAGAUAAUGUUAAGUGAGCCCUAGAGAUUUGACAAAGAGAGGUUCUGUAUUCUGCCACCUUUGAGCAACAUUUCCAGGCUUUACGUAAUAUUAUUUUGACUAAAAUCUUAAUCGGGCCGUAUUUUUUUAAAAAA